Tupaia belangeri chinensis (Chinese tree shrew) is the source of this 1717-nucleotide messenger RNA. It is a transcript of the gene SFRP2, whose product is annotated as secreted frizzled related protein 2. The annotation marks the transcript as partial. The record is from RefSeq and is a predicted model, not a curated record. Lineage: Eukaryota; Metazoa; Chordata; Mammalia; Scandentia; Tupaiidae. Gene Ontology annotation, molecular function: Wnt-protein binding. The transcript is spliced from 3 exons. Gene Ontology annotation, biological process: non-canonical Wnt signaling pathway; canonical Wnt signaling pathway.
GGCUCGCGCCUGCCGCUCCUGCUCGCCGCGCUCUGCUGCCUGGGCUCGGCGCGCGGGCUCUUCCUCUUCGGCCAGCCCGACUUCUCGCACAAGCGCAGCAACUGCAAGCCGAUCCCCGCCACCCUGCAGCUGUGCCACGGCAUCGAGUACCAGAAUAUGCGGCUGCCUAACCUGCUGGGCCACGAGACCAUGAAGGAGGUGCUGGAGCAGGCGGGCGCCUGGAUCCCGCUGGUCAUGAAGCAGUGCCACCCGGACACCAAGAAGUUCCUGUGCUCGCUCUUCGCCCCGGUCUGCCUCGACGACCUGGACGAGACCAUCCAGCCGUGCCGCUCGCUCUGCGCGCAGGUGAAGGGUCGCUGCGCCCCGGUUAUGUCCGCCUUUGGCUUCCCCUGGCCGGACAUGCUCCAGUGCGACCGGUUCCCCCAGGACAACGACCUCUGCAUCCCCCUCGCGAGCAGCGACCACCUCCUGCCGGCCACCGAGGAAGCUCCGAAGGUAUGUGAAGCCUGCAAAAAUAAAAACGAGGACGACAACGACAUAAUGGAGACGCUUUGUAAAAAUGACUUCGCGCUGAAAAUCAAAGUGAAGGAAAUCACCUACAUCAACAGAGACACCAAGAUCACCCUGGAGACAAAGAGCAAGACCAUUUACAAGCUGAACGGCGUGUCCGAGAGGGACCUGAAGAAGUCCGUGCUGUGGCUCAAAGACAGCUUGCAGUGCACCUGCGAGGAGCUGAAUGACAUCAACGCACCGUAUCUGGUCAUGGGACAGAAGCAGGGCGGGGAGCUGGUGAUCACGUCGGUAAAGCGGUGGCAGAAGGGGCAGAGGGAGUUCAAGCGAAUCUCCCGCAGCAUUCGCAAGUUGCAGUGCUAGGGGCCGCGUGGCUCGAGCUGGCUGGCCGGUGCCCUUCCGAAGCACAGUCCCACCGGCUCCCGCCCCGGCCUGGAGAAGCUUCUCCCGCCUUUCACAUGUGCAUCCCCAGCCUUUUCUGAGUUACGAGGCCCGUAAGAGGUCUCAGGAGUGGAUAGCUGUUUUCUCAUGAAGGGAAAACUCACCCAACUCUUGUAGAAAUCUUCAAACGAACAAAACUCUGAAUAUUGUUAGGAAGUUUUCAAGCAGCUCACGUGAAAGCUAGCAUUGAAGGCGUGCAGCUGAGACUUGGAUCUGUUGGGUUUGGGUGGUUCUGUUUGGAUGGAACCAGCUGAUCUUCACUUGACACUGAGGUUGCCGUAACACCAAAUCACCUCACUUUUCUCUGUAACCCCAACUUGGGGGUCACAAACACUGUUGAGAUAAAGCUGGCUCUUAUCUCAGCAUCUUCCUCUGCCCCAGCGUAAGACUCAGUGUCUAAGUAUUGUUGACGAUGAGUUUGUCAUUGUGCAUCCUUGUUGCAAACUUAACCGGUGGCCUGUACACGCUCGUACGUGUUUCCAGCUGCAGUGCUUCCAUUUAUAAAGAGCACAUUAACCAUUCCUCCUAGCGUGAUUUCUUUAAAUAAAAGGUAAAACAAAUACAUUUUAUAAUCAACCUGAAUACUUUAAGCCUUGUUUAAAACAUUCUUUUACUUAAUUUUUGCAAAUUAAACCAUUGUAGCUUACCUGUAAUAUACAUAGUAGUUACCUUAAAAAGUUGUACAAAUAUUGCUUUAGCCAACCUUGUAAAUAUUUCAGAUAAACAUUAUAUUCUUGUAUAUAAACUUUACAUCCUGUUUUACCUA